AUGUAUCCGAAUUUUUCGUCACCACGUGGAUUGGCGUUGAUUAUCAGUAAUCGCUAUUUUGCAACAAUGCCCGAGCGAAUUGGCACUGAUGUUGACGAAAUCAAUUUGCAAAAUUUGUUCCGGCAGCUCAAUUAUACGGUCUAUGUAUACAGGAAUCUUUGUUCAAAGGAGAUGCUUUUGACGAUGCAAACUUUUGCGAAACAGUCGCAACACAAGUCGCUGGAUUCGAGUGUUGUAUGUGUGCUAACACACGGUGAGCACGGUGAACUGUAUGGAGUGGAUGAAAUUCCGAUCCUCGUACAUGAAUUCGUUUCGUGCAUGAAUGCGACAAACUGUCCGGCCAUGGCUCAUAAACCGAAACUGUUUUUCCUGCAAGCUUGUCGAGGACGUAAGCAUUUAUUCAUCGAACAAGUAUCACCUAUUGAAGCGGAUAUAUUGGUAUCCUAUGCAACUACACCUGGCUAUGUUUCGUGGCGAAAUUCGGUGAGAGGCAGCUGGUUCGUGCAGAGUAUCUGUGAAGUAUUUGCAAAAUAUGCAAAAACAACCGAUAUUUUAUCUAUGUUAACACUGGUGAACAAACAGGUUGCCGAUGCAUUUGAGAGUUCCACGGGAUCAUUCAAGCAAAUUCCGGAUCAUUCCUCCAGGCUGCGCAAAGAUUUUUACUUCUUUCCAGGCGUAACAAAGCCAUUCACUUGA
Gongylonema pulchrum is the source of this 696-nucleotide messenger RNA. Lineage: Eukaryota; Metazoa; Nematoda; Chromadorea; Rhabditida; Gongylonematidae. The record is from the annotation of a GenBank genome assembly.